Arachis ipaensis is the source of this 615-nucleotide messenger RNA. RefSeq lists its product as uncharacterized. The record is from RefSeq and is a predicted model, not a curated record. Lineage: Eukaryota; Viridiplantae; Streptophyta; Magnoliopsida; Fabales; Fabaceae.
AUGACCCCUACUGACUUCCUCAGGAGUGGUUCACCUCAGUUUAAUAGAAAUGUCAAUGCGUUGGAGGCUGAUCGGUGGUUUCGAGAUGUAGAGAGAUUUUUGUACACUCAGCACGUUCCUGAAGUACAGUCAGUGGAAAUAGUGACCCACAUGAUGGAGGGAGAUGCUCAGAAAUGGUGGCAGGAGUUAUGUCAUACUUUGCAGACAGAGUUAACAUAUGUUCCUUGGAAUAGAUUCAAGACGAAAUUUUACGAGAAAUAUUUCUUGCAUGCAUUUUGCACUGCAAAGGAGUUGGAGUUAAUGCAGCUGAAGCAAAAGAAUAUGUCGGUUGCUGACUAUACCCGUGAAUUCAACAACCUGUGCCGUCUCUCAAGAGUUUGUCAAGGAAAUCCAGCUGACUAUGAGGAGUGGAAGUGUGCUCAGUAUGAGAAAGGACUUAGGAGAGACACAUUUAACUACGUGUAUCCGCAAAGGUUAACGAAUUUCAUUGAAUUGGUUAAGAAAAGUCAAUUUGCAGAAAAUCACUCUAUGAAGUGGGCGAUGUUACAGGAAGGCUAUGGAGAGACUGCUCCAGAUGAGUCGCAUAGAGCCGGGCUAGGUGAAUGUUACGUGUAA